UCAGAGGACACAGACCUGCCCUACCCGCCACCCCAGCGGGAGGCCAACGUCUACAUGGUUCCCCAGAACAUCAAGCCGGCUCUCCAGCGCACUGCCAUUGAGAUCCUGGCAUGGGGCCUGCGGAACAUGAAGAGUUACCAGCUGGCCAGCGUCUCCUCCCCUAGUCUCGUAGUGGAGUGUGGGGGCCAGAUGGUGCAGUCCUGCGUCAUCAGGAACCUCCGGAAGAACCCCAACUUUGACAUCUGCACGCUCUUCAUGGAAGUGAUGCUGCCUAGGGAGGAGCUCUAUUGUCCCCCCAUCGUGAUCAAGGUCAUUGACAACCGCCAGUUUGGCCGCCGGCCUGUGGUGGGCCAGUGUACCAUCCGCUCCCUGGAGAGCUUCCUGUGUGACCCCUACUCAGCGGAGAGUCCAUCCCCACAGGGUGGCCCAGACGACGUGAGCCUGCUCAGUCCCGGGGAAGAUGUGCUCAUCGAUAUCGACGACAAGGAACCCCUCAUCCCCAUGCAG
Galeopterus variegatus (Sunda flying lemur) is the source of this 507-nucleotide messenger RNA. Its product is annotated as dysferlin-like. The annotation marks the transcript as partial. Gene Ontology annotation, biological process: plasma membrane repair; macrophage activation involved in immune response; vesicle fusion. NCBI's taxonomy places the organism in Eukaryota, Metazoa, Chordata, Mammalia, Dermoptera, Cynocephalidae. Gene Ontology annotation, cellular component: cytoplasmic vesicle; T-tubule. Gene Ontology annotation, molecular function: calcium ion binding; calcium-dependent phospholipid binding. The record is from RefSeq and is a predicted model, not a curated record. The transcript is spliced from 4 exons.